Messenger RNA from Salarias fasciatus (jewelled blenny), 7368 nucleotides. RefSeq names its product ATP-binding cassette, sub-family A (ABC1), member 1B (gene abca1b). The record is from RefSeq and is a predicted model, not a curated record. NCBI's taxonomy places the organism in Eukaryota, Metazoa, Chordata, Actinopteri, Blenniiformes, Blenniidae. The transcript is spliced from 49 exons. Gene Ontology annotation, biological process: lipid transport; transmembrane transport. Gene Ontology annotation, molecular function: lipid carrier activity; ABC-type transporter activity; ATP hydrolysis activity. Gene Ontology annotation, cellular component: membrane; intracellular membrane-bounded organelle. Bases 185 to 7081 code for a protein of 2298 amino acids.
UCCACCUUUAUUUGUGGGAGCGCUGCGGUCUCGUGCACACUCUCCGCUUCGCUCCUCCUGCGCGCUCCCGCCCGGUCCUGCUCAUCUGACCCGUCCUGAUCCCGGUCCCCGAGGGGACAGCCCGGACCCGGUGUCCUCACCGCAACACGCACAGAAUUACUGAGGCAGAGUGACAGACUGCAACAUGUCGGUCUGUACUCAGCUGGGUCUGCUGCUAUGGAAAAACUUCACCUACAGAAGAAGACAAACAUUGCAGCUCCUGGUGGAAAUCGUCUGGCCACUCUUCAUCUUCUUCAUCCUCAUCGCUGUGCGGCUCAACUACCCUCCAUACGAACAGCAUGAGUGUCAUUUUCCCAACAAGGCGAUGCCAUCAGCUGGCACACUGCCGUGGAUUCAGGGAAUUCUGUGUAAUGCCAACAACCCCUGCUUCCGUAACCCAACGCCGGGCGAGUCCCCAGGCGUGGUGGGCAACUUCAACGACUCCAUAAUUUCUCACCUGUUUUCUGAUGUGAAGAAGAUUCUUCUCUACAGUCAAAAUGAUAAAAACCUGGAAGGGUUCAAGGACCUGGCCGAAGCUCUGAGGGGCCUGCAGGCGUCCCGCUCAGGCUUUAAGCUGAAACAUUUCCUGCGAGACGAUGAGACUCUGUCCAGUUUCCUGAGAAACGCUUCGUUCCCUGAAAAUAGCGUCAAGCUCAUCAUAGAGGCGGACGUCAACCUGGAGAAGGUCCUGCUGCAGGGGUUUGGGGUACACCUCAGGGAUAUGUGUCCCAGAAAGGGAGGCAUCCGGAGUCCGAACGACUUCGUGAGCAUCUCGGACCCCCAGGUGUCGCUGCAGGUGCAGGAAUUCAUCUGUCAGGCGCCGGUCAGCUGGCUGAACCACGCCGAAGAGCACUUUUUGAACAACCUGGACUUCCUGAAACCCAUCCAGCGAGACGUCAGGGCAGACCCCGAAGCCGUCCAACACGUCGCCAAGGCAACCAACAACCUGCUGAACAGUUUGGGUUCACUGGCAGUUGAGCUGGCCAGUAUGAAGAGCUGGAUCAACCUGAGGAAUGAGAUCGUCUUCCUGACACACAAUGCCACCUCCUCGCCCAGCGCCAUGUACCAAGCCAUCUCCAGGAUCGUGUGCGGUCACCCCGAAGGCGGAGGCUUGCAAAUAAAGUCCCUCAACUGGUACGAAGAUAGCAACUACAAGGCUCUGUUCGGGAACCACAACAGCAGCGAGGACGAGCCCAUGUCGCUGUAUGACAACUCCACCACUCCAUACUGUAACAGCCUGGUCCGGAACAUGGACUCAAACCCAAUGUCAAGGAUGAUCUGGCAGGCAGUGAAGCCUCUUCUCAUGGGAAAGAUCCUUUACACGCCACACACACCGGCCACCCAGAGGGUCAUCCACGAGGUAAACCGGACCUUCCAGGAGCUCGGUGUGUUCAGAGACCUGGGCGGGAUGUGGGAAGAGAUGAGGCCCAAAGUGUGGAACUUCAUUGAGAACAGCGAACAGAUGGAUCUGAUCAGGAGUCUGCUGAGAAACAACGUCACAGCUAGGUUCUUCCACGCUAAGCUAUCCAGCACCGGCUGGACCGUCGCAGACAUAUCCAGGUUUUUAUCCAAGCAGCCAGUUGAUCGGCAUCACCAAGACAGCCCCGUCACCUGGAGGGAAGUGUUCAAUGAGACCGACGAGGCCAUCAUGAGCAUCUCUCGCUUCAUGGAGUGUGUGAAUCUGGACAAACUUCAUCCGGUGUUGACUGAGGAGCACAUGGUGAACGAGUCCAUGGGGCUGCUCGAGGAGAGAAAGUUCUGGGCCGGCAUUGUGUUCCCCGAUGUGCCGCCAAACGCCACCGAGCUGCCGCCCAAACUCAACUACAAGAUCCGCAUGGACAUUGACAACGUGGAGCGGACCAACAAGAUCAAAGACGCGUACUGGGAUCCAGGUCCUCGUGCUGACCCCUUUGAGGACAUGCGUUACAUCUGGGGUGGCUUUUCGUACCUUCAGGACGUCAUCGAGCAUGCCAUAGUCAGAGCGGUGACAGGAACCAAAGAGAAGACUGGAGUGUACAUCCAGCAGAUGCCGUACCCUUGCUAUGUGGAUGAUAUAUUCCUGCGUGUGAUGAGCCGCUCCAUGCCGCUCUUCAUGACUCUGGCUUGGAUGUAUUCGGUGGCCAUCAUCCUGAAGAGUGUGGUGUAUGAAAAGGAGGCGCGUCUGAAGGAGACCAUGAGGAUCAUGGGACUGGAUAAUGGCAUCUUGUGGUUCAGCUGGUUCAUCAGUAGCUUGAUUCCUCUGUUGAUCAGUGCUGGACUGCUGGUACUUCUACUCAAGAAAGGGAACCUGCUACCGUACAGUGACCCUGGCGUGGUGUUCCUGUUCCUGGGCUCCUUUGCCGUGGUGACCAUCAUGCAGUGCUUCCUCAUCAGCACAGCAUUUGCCCGGGCCAACCUGGCAGCCGCCUGCGGGGGGAUCAUUUACUUCACGCUCUACCUGCCCUACGUGCUCUGUGUGGCCUGGCAGGACUAUAUCGGCUUCGGGGCCAAAGUGUUUGCGAGCCUUCUAUCCCCAGUGGCAUUCGGGUUCGGCUGUGAAUACUUCGCACUGUUUGAGGAGCAGGGAGUCGGGAUCCAGUGGAAGAACCUGGUGUCAAGUCCUCUUGAGGAAGAUGACUUCAGUCUCCGAACCGCCAUCCUCCUCAUGUACUUUGACUCUUUCCUGUACGGAGUCCUUACCUGGUACCUCGAGGCUGUGUUUCCAGGUCAGUAUGGGAUCCCACGGCCCUGGUACUUCCCUUUCACCAAGUCUUACUGGUUUGGAAAAAAAGAUGGAACGUCCAGCAAAAUCCCUCUGAACCGCAAAGGAAACCCUGGAGCUGUUUGCAUUGAAGAAGAGCCGGCCCAUCUGGAGCCUGGAGUUUACAUACAGAACCUGGUGAAGGUUUAUCGACAUGGUAAGAAGCUGGCAGUAGAUGGCCUGACGCUCGGCUUCUAUGAGGGACAGAUCACCUCCUUCCUUGGACACAACGGAGCUGGAAAAACCACCACCAUGUCCAUCCUGACCGGCCUCUUCCCACCUACCUCUGGCACCGCCUACAUCCUGGGCAAAGACAUACGGACAGAGCUGAGCGCCAUCCGUCAGAGUCUGGGAGUCUGUCCGCAGCACAAUGUCCUCUUCAGCAUGCUGACGGUGGAGGAACACAUCUGGUUCUAUGCGCGGCUAAAAGGCUUGUCGGAGGAGCAGGUGAAAAAUGAAAUUGAGCAGAUCCUGCAUGACACGGGGUUGCCCCAUAAGCGCACGUCCAGGACCAGCACUUUGUCAGGAGGUAUGCAGAGGAAGCUGUCUGUGGCCCUGGCCUUCGUCGGAGGGUCAAAAGUUGUGAUCCUGGAUGAGCCUACAGCGGGCGUCGACCCCUUCGCCCGUCGUGGAAUCUGGGACCUGCUGCUGAAAUACCGACAGGGUCGGACGAUCAUCCUGUCCACACACCACAUGGACGAGGCGGACAUCCUGGGUGACCGCAUAGCCAUCAUCUCCCACGGAAAGCUGUGCUGUGUCGGCUCAUCGUUGUAUCUGAAGAACCAACUCGGAACAGGCUACUACCUGACACUGGUCAAGAAAGACCCAGAACCAUCGCUCAGUUCCUGUAGGAACUCCUCCAGCACCGUGUCCUUCACCAAGAAGGAGGAGGAGGAGGAGGAGGAGUGUGGUUCCGUCAGCAGCAGUGAUGCGGGACUCGGCAGCGAACAUGAAAGUGAGGCCACCACCAUCGAAAAUGGCCCAGCUGCCUCCAUCUGCACGGUUCCUUUCGUCCCGCCGGACGUGUCCCUCGUCUCAAGCCUGAUCCUGCGCCAUGUGCCAGCUGCCCGUCUGGUGGAAGAUCUGGGGCACGAGCUGACCUACGUCUUGCCUUACAGCGCUGCUAAGGAUGGGGCCUUUGUGGAGCUCUUCAAAGACCUGGACCUUAAGCUAACCGACCUCGGCAUCUCCAGCUAUGGGGUGUCUGACACCACGCUGGAGGAGAUUUUCCUCAAAGUGGCUGAAGAUAAUGGAGUUGACACUGAAGUACCCUCAGAUGGCACUCUGCCCGUCAGAAGGAGGAGGAGGACCCACGCCUUCGGUGGAGGAGACCAUCAGAGCUGCCUGAGACCUUUAACAGAGGAUGAUAACGAUUGCAAUGACUCUGAAGGAGACCCAGAGAGCAAAGAGACAGACUAUCUGAACUGUACGGAUGGCAAAGGAUCCUCUCAGGUGAGCGGCUGGAGUCUGAGGCGGCAGCAGUUUGUGGCUCUCAUGUGGAAGCGAUUCCUGUAUGCACGACGAUCCCGGAAGGGUUUCUUCGCUCAGAUCGUCCUGCCCGCUCUCUUCGUCUGCAUAGCAUUAGUCUUCAGUCUGAUUGUGCCCCCGUUUGGAAAGUACCCCAGUCUGGAGCUACAGCCUUGGAUGUAUGAGGACCAGGUCACCUUUAUCAGUAACGACGAACCAGCAGACCACACCAUGCAGCAGCUGUUGAACGCUCUGCUGGACCCUCCAGGCUUCGGGACACGCUGUAUGGAUGGACACCCAAUCCCUGAGGCUCCGUGUACCAUGGGUGACGAGGACUGGAGUACCCCUGAGGUUCCCGAGAGCGUCUACGAGCUCUUCAAUUCCAGGAACUGGACAAUGGACGAUCCGUCCCCUGCCUGUUUCUGUAGCUGUGACGGCAAGAAGAAGAUGCUGCCAGAUUGUCCAGCGGGGGCUGGAGGUCUGCCGCCCCCCGAGAUGAACCUCAGCGCCAACGACACCCUGCAAAACCUGACUGGAAGGAACAUCUCUGACUACUUGGUGAAAACCUAUGCACAGAUCAUAGGCAAGAGCCUGAAGAACAAAGUCUGGGUGAAUGAAUUCAGGUACGGAGGCUUCUCAUUGGGCGCCAGGAGCACUCAGGUUCUCCCACCAGCCGAUGAGGUUGAUGACGCCAUCGAGAGAGUCCGCAAGAUUUUUGAGUUACAGAAAGGAGCUGCUGCCGAUCGAUUCCUCGCCUCUCUAUCCGGUUUCAUCAAUGGGCUGGACACAAAGAACAAUGUGAAGAUCUGGUUUAACAACAAAGGCUGGCACAGCAUCGGAGCCUUCAUCAAUGUGAUGAAUAACGGCAUCCUGAGAGCCAACCUGCCCCCGGGCAGCGACCCCAGCAAGUACGGCAUCAGCGCCUUCAACCACCCUCUCAACCUGACCAAGGAACAGCUGUCCCAGGUCGCCCUGGUAACGACGUCCGUGGAUGUGCUGGUGUCCAUCUGCGUCAUCUUCGCCAUGUCCUUCGUCCCGGCCAGCUUUGUGGUCUUCCUCAUCCAGGAGCGAGUCAGCAAAGCCAAGCACAUGCAGUUCAUCAGCGGCGUGCAUCCGCUCCUCUACUGGGUUGCCAACUUCAUCUGGGACAUGUGUAACUACAUCGUCCCGGCAACGCUGGUCAUCCUCAUCUUCGUGUGUUUCCAACAAAACGCUUACGUGUCUUCCACCAACCUGCCGGCUCUCGCUCUGCUGCUGCUACUCUACGGCUGGUCGAUCACGCCUCUCAUGUACCCAGCGUCCUUCUUCUUCACCAUCCCGAGCACGGCGUACGUCGUCCUCACCAGCGUCAACAUCCUCAUCGGCAUCAACGGCAGCAUCUCCACUUUUGUUAUGGAGCUGUUUGGAAACAACGAGAUCGGAGGGAUUAACGACAUCCUGAAGAACGUGCUGCUCAUAUUCCCACAUUUCUGCCUCGGACGAGGACUCAUUGACAUGGUGAAGAACCAGGCGAUGGCUGACGCCCUCGAGAGAUUUGGUGAGAACCGGUUCCGCUCUCCUCUGGAGUGGGACAUGGUGGGUAAGAACCUGUUCGCCAUGGCGGUGGAGGGCGUGGUCUUCUUCUUCAUCACCGUCCUCAUCCAGUACAGAUUCUGCAUCAAACCCACGCCGGUCAGUAAACUCACCAAACUCGGCCCCCUGGGUGAAGAGGACGAGGACGUCGCCCGAGAGAGACAACGAAUCGUCCACGGCCUCGGACAGGGAGACAUCCUGGAGCUCCGGCAGCUCACCAAGGUGUUUAAGAGAAAGCAGAAGCCUGCAGUGGACCGCCUCUGUGUGGGGAUUCCUCCUGGAGAGUGUUUCGGGCUGCUCGGUGUGAACGGGGCCGGUAAGACCACCACCUUCAAGAUGCUGACUGGAGACACCUUGGUAACCAGCGGGGAGGCGUUCCUGGCUGGGAAGAGCAUCCUGAGGGAGAUCGAUGAGGUGCAUAAGCGAAUGGGAUACUGUCCUCAGUUUGACGCCAUCAACGAGCUGCUGACGGGACGAGAGCAUCUGGAGCUGUACGCCGUCCUCAGAGGAGUCCCCGAGAAAGAAGUCUGCGACGUUGCAGAGUGGGGCAUCAGGAAACUCAGUCUGCUGAAGUAUGCUGAUAAAGCAGCAGGGAGCUACAGCGGAGGAAACAUGAGGAAACUUUCCACUGCCAUGGCGCUGAUCGGAGCGCCCCCUGUCGUCUUUCUGGACGAACCCACCACUGGCAUGGACCCCAAGGCCCGCCGCGCCCUCUGGAACUGCAUCCACAGCGUCAUCAAGGAGGGGCGCUCCGUCGUCCUCACCUCACACAGUAUGGAGGAGUGUGAGGCUCUGUGUACUAGGAUGGCCAUCAUGGUCAACGGCAGGUUCAGAUGUCUCGGCAGUGUCCAGCAUCUGAAGAACAGGUUUGGUGACGGGUACACCAUCAUCCUGCGGGUAGCGGGACCCGACCCCGACCUGCUGCCCGUCAUGAAGUUCAUUGAGAGCGAGCUGAGCGGCAGCACGCUGAAAGAGAAGCACCGCAACAUGCUGCAGUACCAGCUGCCGUCUUCCCUCACCUCGCUCGCCCACAUCUUCUCCAUCCUCGCCAAGAACAAGGACAUGCUGAGGAUCGAAGAUUACUCCGUCACCCAGACCACCCUGGACCAGGUUUUCGUUAACUUUGCCAAGGACCAGAGCGACGACUAUCACUCCAAAGACAACUCGGUGCGGCGAAAAGACGUCGCCAUCGACUUGUCGACGCUCAACUCUGCCCACGGCGCCGCCAGAGAGGGAGGCAGGCCGAGGGAGAGUGUCAUGUGACCGACCCCAUCACGUCCUGUGACGCACACCCAGACUCGACCCGGUCUACCGUGACGUCUCACGCGGUGGGCCGGGUCACCUGCUGCCUUAUGCCAGUCAAUGCAAGGGUCUUCCUGUGGGGGCAAAGCCACCAAAAAGACUUGAACUUCUGACCUCCUCUCAUCUUCCUGAUUGAUGCAUCUGUUUGUAGAACGAUGAAGAAUUAUUCUUAAAAAAAAAAAAAAAAAAAUCCUGAUUCCUUUUUACUGUCCCACUUUUAUUUAUACAUGUAGUUGGAACAGGAAGCU